This is a messenger RNA of Microtus ochrogaster (prairie vole), 405 nucleotides long. It is a transcript of the gene Rbp2, whose product is annotated as retinol binding protein 2. The record is from RefSeq and is a predicted model, not a curated record. Lineage: Eukaryota; Metazoa; Chordata; Mammalia; Rodentia; Cricetidae. Gene Ontology annotation, molecular function: lipid binding.
AUGACGAGGGACCAGAAUGGAACCUGGGAAAUGGAGAGUAAUGAGAACUUUGAAGGCUACAUGAAGGCCCUAGAUAUUGAUUUUGCCACCCGCAAGAUCGCAGUACGUCUGAAUCAGACGAAGAUCAUCACUCAAGACGGUGAUAACUUCAAGACAAAAACCAACAGCACGUUCAGAAACUAUGACUUAGACUUUACCGUCGGGGUGGAGUUUGACGAGCACACAAAGGGCCUGGACGGCCGGCAUGUCAAGACGCUGAUCACCUGGGAAGGCGACACUCUGGUGUGUGUACAGAAAGGGGAGAAGGAGAAUCGCGGCUGGAAGCAGUGGGUGGAGGGGGACAAGCUGUACCUGGAGCUGACCUGUGGUGACCAGGUGUGCAAACAAGUGUUCAAAAAGAAGUGA